Phoenix dactylifera (date palm) is the source of this 3693-nucleotide messenger RNA. Its product is annotated as formin-like protein 1. Gene Ontology annotation, biological process: actin cytoskeleton organization; actin nucleation. The record is from RefSeq and is a predicted model, not a curated record. Lineage: Eukaryota; Viridiplantae; Streptophyta; Magnoliopsida; Arecales; Arecaceae. Gene Ontology annotation, molecular function: actin filament binding.
GAACGGACUGAUCCCUCCCACAGAACGCUCUCACUCGGCCUUAUUUCAUCUCUCCAUAAAGUUACUUCACUUCUAUGUAGCCUGUACGUUUUAUCUUCCUUUUCAUUUCUCUUCCUUAUCUUCACACCAUCUACCACCAGGCCACCGUCAUCUUCUGUGUUCCCAUCUGUCCCCCACUCCUUAUGCCUAAAUAAUUUCAAAACAAUUGCUUCAUUUCUCUCUCUCUCUCUCUCUCCCCCUUCCACAGUCCACACCAUCUUCUUUCACACACGCCUGCACCUCUCCGGCUCUCCCAGACAUCUCAACCAUCCCAAAUAAACAAGUAUUUAUGAGAAAAUAAUUUUAAAAAAAGGAAAAAGAAACACCUCUCUCUUCUUGCUCUCCUCCUGCUCCCUUCUCAUCUCCUUCCUCCUACCGAACGAGGGGGAGAGCGAGGGACAAAAGAAGAAGAAAAACAAAAGAAAAGAAAACCAUAGCAUCGCUCUGCUCUCCCUCUUGCAUUAGGCCAUUAAGAGAACAGAGAGCAAUUAAAGCGUCUGUCUCUCUCUGUCUCUCUCUCAUUCUUUGACAAUGCCCGCCCUUUCCUUCUUCUUCCUCUUCCUGCUGCUAUUCUCCACCCCGGGAAUCUUGUCCACCACGCCCAUUCCCCGGCGGGCUCUGCACCUGCCCUUCUUCCCCCCGGGCGCGCCCCCGCCGGCCCCUUCCUCCUCCACGCCCCAGCCCUUCUUCCCAUUCUACUCCUCCCCUCCUCCCCCCGCCGUCUCAUCCUCCCCCGCCGCCGACUCCUCCCUUCCUGCCAACAUCCCCUCCCUCAUCUUACCCAAUUCCCAUUCUGCGCCUCCCCACCGCCCCGCCGCCGCCAAGCUCGUCCCCGCCGUCGCCCUCCCCCUCUUCGCCCUCGCCCUCCUCGCCUUCUCCCUCGCAUUCUUCCUCCACGGCCGCCGCCGCCGCUCCGGCGACAAGGCCGCUCGCUCCGACAGCAUCCGCCUCUUUCCUACCCGCUCCGCCAUCUCGGACGCCCGCAAGUCCUCGGCCGCCACCUCCGACUUCCUCUACGUCGGCACCCUCGUCAACCACUGCGGCGCCGCCGCCAACGCCGACGAGGACCCCUCUCCCGUCGCCGCUGCCCACGAGGACCCCUCCCCCGCCGCCGCCGGCCAGCCCAACGGCUCUCCCUACUGCAGGGUCGGUUCCCCGGAGCUCCACCCACUUCCUCCUUUAUCUCUCCAUGCCCACCGUCGGUACGGGAAUGCCGAUGGCGGGUGCUCCUCGGAGGAGGAAUUUUACUCUCCGAGAGGGUCUUCCGGCGGGAAGGAGAGUUCCGUGGGGGUCGUCGGCGGGCGCAUGUCGAGCUCGCGGCGGACCUUCCCCGCCGCCGCUGCCGCGAUGGAGAAAUGUGGGUCCCGGAGCUCGACGCUAAGCACGCCGUCGUACCCGUCUUCCGAUUCGGUGUCUUCUCCGGGUCGGUCGUCGCCGGCGAGUUCGUCGCCACCGGUCGGAUCGAGCCCGGGGCGAUCCAGCGUCAGAUCUCUGAAAACCAGAUCCGAGAAUGCCGAGGUUAUCGACUUUGGUGUCCCGCCGCCGCCGCCGCCUCCGCCCCCGCCGCCCCCCCGGCCGCUGACUCCCUCACCUCCAAAGAGGAAACUCCCUUCGCCCUCGCCGUCUUCUUCUCCGGUGGAGAAGGAUCAAGAUGGAAGCUUUAGGAUCUCGGACAUGUCGGGCCCAAAUUUACGAUCGCCACGGAGAAUUGGGGACUUCUCGAGGAACCCAUUGGUUGUUAACUCCCCGCGGAGCGAACCUCCGCCGCCACCACUGAGGCAAGCCCCACCGCUACCUUCCCCAUCGAAGCAAGCCCCCCCACCACCACCGCCUCCUCCACCGCCGCCGGUUGGGUACUGGGAGAGUCGGGUCCGAAAGCCACAAGCCGGCCAGCCUCCAGUUCUCACCCCUCCCAGACCUACUGGAAUGAAGAAUUCAUCAGCAGCGGUUUUUCCAGCCGAAUCGCCAGUGAAUUCGGAUCCAGUGGAGAAGAGUGAGGAGGCCCCUCGCCCAAAGCUGAAGCCUUUGCACUGGGAUAAAGUCCGGGCGAGCUCCGAUCGAGCAAUGGUGUGGGAUCAGUUGAAAACGAGCUCAUUCCAGGUAAAUGAGGAGAUGAUCGAGACCUUGUUUGUUUGCAAUGCAUCAAACACAGCCCCAAAGGAGACGAACAAGCGACAAGUCCUUCCUUCUCCAAAUCAAGAGAACAGGGUGCUUGAUCCAAAGAAGUCUCAGAACAUUGCUAUUCUACUGAGGGCACUUAAUGUGACCAAGGAGGAAGUCUGUGAAGCCCUAUUGGAAGGUAAUACAGAUAGCUUAGGAACUGAGCUGUUAGAAACCUUGCUAAAGAUGGCUCCAAGCAAAGAAGAAGAACUUAAAUUGAAAGAUUACAAAGAUGAGUCCCCAAUCAAGCUUGGUCCAGCAGAAAAGUUUCUCAAGGCAGUGCUUGAUAUACCAUUUUCUUUUAAGAGAGUGGAUGCAAUGCUUUACAUUGCUAAUUUCGAUUCAGAGGUCAAUUAUCUUAAAAAGUCCUUUGAAACACUUGAGGCAGCCUGUGAUGAGCUGAGGAGCAGCAGAUUGUUUCUGAAACUUCUAGAGGCGGUUCUGAAGACUGGGAACCGCAUGAAUGUUGGUACCAACCGUGGUGAUGCGCAUGCCUUUAAGCUCGAUACACUACUGAAACUAGUUGAUGUCAAAGGCACCGAUGGCAAGACUACCCUCCUGCACUUUGUUGUCCAGGAAAUCAUCAGAUCUGAAGGCUCCCGCCUCUCCGCUGCCAAAACCCAGGCAAAUACUCUACGAGAUGACCUUGAGUGCAGAAAGCUCGGCCUCCAAGUUAUUGCUGGUCUUGGGGGUGAACUUGGCAAUGUGAAGAAAGCAGCUACUAUGGAUUCUGAGGUGCUCGGCAGUUAUGUCUCCAAACUUGCUGGAGGGAUUGGGAAAAUAACUGAGGUCUUAAGGUUGAAUGGAGCAUUGAGUUCACAGGAAAAUAGCCAGCGAUUUCAUGAUGCUAUGAGUGGGUUCUUAAAGAAGGCAGAGGACGAGAUCAUAAGGGUCCAGGCGCAAGAGAGCGUUGCGCUGUCUCUGGUCAAGGAAAUAACUGAGUAUUUCCAUGGUAACUCAGCCAAAGAAGAAGCUCACCCUUUCAGAAUUUUCAUGGUGGUCAGGGAUUUUCUAGCCAUCCUCAAUCAGGUCUGCAAAGAGGUUGGAAGGAUAAAUGAUCGCACCAUUGCGAGCUCAGCACGCCAGUUCCCGGUGCCUGUGAAUCCGACACUACCACUGGUAUUCCCAAGGUUUCAGGCAUUAAGGCCUGAAAGCUCUGAUGAUGAGACUUCAUUAUCAUCGUAGGCUGGAUUCUUGGUGGCCUUGGCUGAUGCCUCUUUCAAGUGGAAAUUUUUGCUGGCCAUAAGCUGGAAGUGCAGUGCAACAUGGAAUCAGAUGCCGCUUAUUUAUAUUCUUUUGUACUUGUAGAAUAUUAAUGUAAAAGAUUCUUGGAAUUGUUUAUCCCUAUGUGUAUACAGAAGGAAACCUAGAUGAGAGAAAAAUAAGGCGGGGAAACUGGCUUCAUGGACUCUGGAUUAUGUACAUCUCUUGUAAGGUUUUUUCCCCCAAAAGAUCAAUGUGCAGUAAUCAAAGCAAAUUUCAGUUGUAUGGAUC